UUCACUGUCAGGAAAUCUAACCAAAACAAGAAAGUUUAUGUUCAUUUUUAUAUCAUGGAUAUCCGCCGAUUCUUUGCGCCAACAAAGCCUGUCGCAUCUACAGCUCCGAAAACCACCUCAGGCACCGAUGAAGAUCUGAAGAAGAAAAAGAAAUCAAGUGCAAAGGGCACAAGUCCAAAGUCUGAGGAAAAACCAUCUGGAAAACGGAAGAAAAGAGCUGUCAUAGACUCAGACUCGGAGGAGGAGAAGGUAGAGAAGAAAGCUAAGCAUAGUUCAAAAGAGAGUCAUAAACCAGAACCCGCGAAGAAAAAAGAUCCUGUUACCUAUGUCUCCGAAACAGAUUCUGACGGCGAUACAUUUGUAUCUCUGAAAAAGACAACCAAAACCAAAGAGAAUGGGUUGUCUAAAGAUGGGAAAAACAAAGGUUCCGACAAGAAGUCCAAACCGUCUCCUGCCAGCCCCCCCUCUAAACCGUCUUCAGCCUCAGGGAAAGGCGGGGUCAAGACCGCCGCGAGCCCCACCCCACCCAAAACGACCCCGACACCACCCAAACGCAAGCCCACCUCGGUGGUGGAUUACUUUGGCAAUGACACCGUACAGAGGUCUGAUAAAAAACUGGUUGCCAGCAGCAGCACCAAGAGGAAAGCACCCACACAGGACACAGAGGAGUCACGAAAUGAUAAAGCCAUCGCCAGACAGUUACAAAUGGAUGAGGACACUGAACUGGAAAAACAGAUACAUGAGGAUGAGGAGUUCGCCAGAGCGUUGGCCAUGGUGGACGAGGCUCCCUUGCCUAAAAAGGCACGUAUUGACUCUGUAGAAAAGUCUGGAUCUGUCUCAUCGCCCUCAAAGAAGUCUCCUCCGACCGCAGUAAACAGCCAGGACGCCAAAGUCCAGUCUCACAAGAACCCCUCUCCCAAAAAGAAUCCAGUCAAAACCAGUUCCAAACUGGCCCUGAUGAAGAGGAGGGACGAAGAACAGGCCGAGGAGGGGGCCAAAAAAGAGGAGGCAACACGCUCUCAGAGGAGCAAAGCGAUCGUUUCGCCGAAGAAAGAACCCGCCACACCCACCAGCUCAGAAAGGGCGGCCACGCCCAGAACAGGAAGCGCGUCGACGCCCAAGAGCGGGGCUGGGAACACCCCUUCCACGCACAAAGUCUCGCCCAAGAAGUCAGAGACGGCAAGUCCUGAAGAGGCAGAGAAAAAGAGGGCUAAUUCUGCAGCCUUCCGCAACUUCCUGAACAGAGAAGGUCCACGAGCACUGGGUUCAAAAGAGAUACCGCAGGGUGCGGAGAACUGUCUGGAAGGCCUGACGUUUGUAAUUACGGGCGUGUUGGAGUCGAUGGAGAGAGACGACGCCAAGUCUCUGAUAGAGCGAUACGGCGGGAAAGUGACGGGAAACGUCAGCCGGAAAACCAGUUACCUGGUACUGGGCAGAGACAGCGGCGCCUCCAAAACAGAGAAGGCUGAAGCUUUUGGCACAAAGAUAAUUAACGAGGAUGAGUUACUGGAGCUGAUCAGAACCAAACCAGGCAAAAAGUCCAAAUAUGAGACCGCUGCUGAGACAGAGAACAAAGUUGCUAAGCGAACACCUGACGUUUCCAAGCGAAAGUCCCGAACUCCCACCCCCACCAAGAAGAGCCCCGCGGCAGGGCGGAGUCAAGCGGCCAAGGCGUCCAGUGCUGCGACACCUCCCCCGUCAGAGGCCAGGAAAGGUCUGAAGUUUGGCAAGGGAGAAGCCACGCCCCCCAUGCCGCGCUCGACCUCAGAGGGCGAAGGGAGCAAUCUGUUAUGGGUGGAUAAGUACCGCCCCCGCAGUCUGAAAAAUCUGAUUGGCCAGCAGGGAGAGCAGAGCUGUGCCAAUAAGCUGUUGCGAUGGCUUCAAAACUGGCACAAACACCACGGCAACAAUGCCAAAGCUGCACCGGCCAGAUUUGGGAAGUUUGGUGGAAAGGACGAUGGUGCAGGGUUUAAAGCAGCCCUGCUGUCUGGCCCCCCCGGCGUGGGCAAGACCACCACAGCCGCCCUGGUCUGUGAGGAGUUGGGCUACAGUUACGUGGAGAUGAAUGCCAGCUGUACCCGCAGUAAGAAUAGUCUAAAGGAGGUGAUAGCAGAGUCCCUCAAUAAUACCAGUAUUAAGGACUUUUACACAGGAGCGUCUCAGACAGUGAGCACUAAGCACGUGCUGAUCAUGGACGAGGUGGACGGCAUGGCUGGAAACGAAGACAGAGGAGGAAUACAGGAGAUGAUAGGUCUGAUAAAACAGUCCAAGAUUCCCAUCGUCUGUAUGUGUAACGACCGCAACCACCAGAAGAUCCGUUCUCUCGCCAACUACUGCUUCGACCUGCGCUUUCAGAGACCCCGCGUCGAGCAGAUCAAGGGAGCAAUGAUGUCCAUCGCUUUCAAAGAGGGCCUGAAGAUCCCACCCCCUGCACUUAAUGAAGUUAUCCUGGCAUCCAAUCAGGAUAUCCGGCAGAUCUUGCACAACCUUAGUAUGUGGUCAGCCAAAGACAAGGUCAUGACCUACGACCAGGCCAAAGCAGACGCCAAAAACGCCAGGAAAGACAUGAAACUGGGUCCGUUUGACGUGUGUCGGAAGGUGUUUGCCUCUGGAGAAGAGACCGCCCACAUGUCUUUGAUUGACAAGUCUGAUCUGUUUUUCCACGACUACUCUCUCGCUCCACUCUUUGUUCAGGAGAAUUACGUUCACGUACGACCAGCUGCAGCUGGGGGAAAUCUAAAGAGCCAUCUGGUGCUGCUUAGCAAGACAGCCGACAGCAUUUGUGACGGAGAUCUAGUAGACAGACAGAUCCGCUCCAGACAGACCUGGUCUUUAUUACCCACACAGGCCAUCUUCGCGAGCGUGUUGCCGGGGGAGCUGAUGCGUGGUUACAUGAGCCAGUUUCCCACCUUUCCCAGCUGGCUGGGCAAAUUCUCCUCCACUGGGAAACACUCUCGGAUGGUCCAGGAGCUGGCCUCCCACAUGAGCCUCAAGACUCUGAGCAGUAAAGGAGCAGUAAAUCUGGAUUAUAUGCCGUACCUGCGCUCUGCUCUGCUGCAGCCGUUGCUGUCUCGUGGGUCAGAGGGCGCGGCACAGGCCGUCCAGAUUAUGGACGAUUACGACCUGAUUAAAGAGGACGUGGACAACAUCAUGGAGAUCAGCACAUGGGGAGGCCAGCCUGACCCCUACUCCAAACUCGACCCCAAGGUGAAGGCAGCGUUCACUCGUGCCUACAAUAAGGAGUCCCACAUGACCCCGUACUCCAUCCAGGUCGUGAAGAAAGGUCAACGCGCCGGCCCCAACCCUGACCUGGGAGAUCCCGACCGCGACAACGAUCAGGAAGUAGAGGAGGAAGACGAAGGGAUCACGUCCGACGCCAUGAUCAAGCAGAAAAAGGCCAAGAGCAGCAAAGAGUCAAAGGAGAGAAAGGAAGGGGGUUCUGGGAAGGGAAAAGGCAAGGGGAAAGGGAAGGGGAGAAACUGACCAAGAGCAAGAAGGGGGGGGGGGUUUCUUCAUCUUCCUUCUCGCUUUUCCCGACCCC
This is a messenger RNA of Chanos chanos (milkfish), 3541 nucleotides long. It is a transcript of the gene rfc1, whose product is annotated as replication factor C (activator 1) 1. Gene Ontology annotation, molecular function: ATP hydrolysis activity; DNA binding; DNA clamp loader activity. NCBI's taxonomy places the organism in Eukaryota, Metazoa, Chordata, Actinopteri, Gonorynchiformes, Chanidae. The coding region runs from base 55 to 3483 and encodes 1142 amino acids. The record is from RefSeq and is a predicted model, not a curated record. Gene Ontology annotation, cellular component: nucleus; DNA replication factor C complex. Gene Ontology annotation, biological process: DNA repair; DNA replication. The transcript has 24 exons.